Messenger RNA from Aspergillus oryzae RIB40, 1089 nucleotides. Its product is annotated as glycoside hydrolase family 16 protein. The transcript has 4 exons. Gene Ontology annotation, cellular component: fungal-type cell wall. Gene Ontology annotation, molecular function: glycosyltransferase activity; hydrolase activity, hydrolyzing O-glycosyl compounds. The record is from RefSeq and is a predicted model, not a curated record. The coding region runs from base 1 to 1089 and encodes 362 amino acids. Gene Ontology annotation, biological process: carbohydrate metabolic process; fungal-type cell wall organization. Lineage: Eukaryota; Fungi; Ascomycota; Eurotiomycetes; Eurotiales; Aspergillaceae.
AUGACCUUGUCAUGCUACAUCAUGGCCAUGGUCAUGACCAUCCUGAUGCUGUCUUAUCUGGCAGAUGCUCAAACCUUCACUUCGUGCAAUCCCACAAAGACUAACUGUCCGAAAGAUCCUGCCUUUGGAACCUCAGCUACAUUCGAUCUUACCAAGUCGCUACCUAAUAAAUGGAAGACUGUUGGAACUGUCACCCAAGACAAGGACGGCGUGGCGUUGACCGUCGCGAAGAAGCUCGACGGCCCCGUGCUCCAGUCCGACUUCUACAUCAUGUUCGGUCGAGUGGAAUACACCAUCAAAGCUGCACCGGGCGCUGGUAUAGUCAGCAGUGCAGUUCUUCAAUCAGACUGUCUGGAUGAGAUUGAUUGGGAGUGGCUGGGUGGAGACAACGCUCAGGUUCAGACGAACUACUUUGGAAAAGGCGAUACCACUACUUAUGACCGUGGUGCCUUUCACCCAGAUCCCGGGAACCAUGAGACGUUCAAGACUUAUACUAUCGAUUGGGAUAGUAACCGGAUUCUCUGGCAAAUUGAUGGCAAUACCGUUCGUACAUUGGAGGAAAAGAACGCCAAGGGACAGUAUCCGCAGACACCCUGCUUCAUCAAGGUGGGCCCUUGGGCUGCUGGAGAUCCUUCCAAUUCUCCAGGAACAAUUGAAUGGGCUGGUGGCCAGGUCGACUAUUUGAAAGGACCUUUUACCAUGUUCUUGAAAUCGAUCAAGGUCACCGACUACUCGUCUGGCUCUGAGUAUGAAUAUACGGAUAAGUCUGGUUCAUGGAAGUCUAUCAAAGCAAUUGAUGGCAGUGUCAAGGGCGACAGCUCAGGGGCGACCACAUCCUCUUCUACAGUCUACGCAACGGCCUCACUUACUUCCUCAAUUCCCGACACCUCACCUACGACUUCAAUCCACGACAACAACACCGCCUCCAACUCUACAUCCAACCCUACCUCCAACCCCGUGACAGCAUCCACAUCACCGUCCUCCCCUUCCUCGAGCCAACCACCACUAGCCACCGGCGCAGCAAGCAAGAGUUCACUAAACAAAUACCUCACAAUUCUACUACUACUGGCCGCCCCGUUGGCAAUAUGA